CGGAGUUUAAAGUUUGGCUUCAUUGAUGUCCACCGCCUGUCUGCGACGCGCUGCUCAGAAAUGCAAGGCAACGAGCAGCGUCUCUCGCGGACGACUCGCUCAGCAGCGAGCAGCAGCAUACUAUAGCACUAGUCAGUCGGGGGAGGAAGAAAGAGGUAGGGAUUCCGCAUCAAGCACACCCACGACACCCACGAGGGUGCAUGGGCGGACAUACUUCUCUGGGAUUCAACCGACGGGUGUACCACAUCUGGGCAAUUACCUCGGAGCCCUGCAGAACUGGGUGAAACUGCAGCGCCAGGCAGCGCCCGAUGACGAGCUUAUAUUCUCCGUCGUGGGAUGGCACGCCCUCACGCUUCCGCAAGACCGGAAGGCUCUGUUUGAAGCUCAGAAAGAUAUCCUUGCUAUCUUACUGGCUAUCGGGAUAGACCCUUUACGUUGCAUUCUCUUCUACCAAAACCAUAAUUCUGACCAUCUUGAGCUGGCAUGGCUGCUCAACUGCAUAACGCCCACGGGGAAGCUGCGUAGGAUGACUACGUGGAAGGCGAGAUUGGCGGACUCUCGUAAUGCCAACGACGAAUCCGAAGUUGAUGAAUCACUUCUUAAUGUUGGUCUCUUUACAUAUCCUGUGUUGCAAGCCGCGGAUAUUCUAGUUUAUAAAGCUACGCAUGUCCCCGUAGGCGAAGAUCAGCAGCAACAUAUUGAACUAUGUCGUGACCUCGCGGACAUAUUCAAUCGACAAUUGAAGGAUGAGACAGAUAACGUGCCUCUAUUCCCGCUUCCACGACAGCUCUUCACUCCCUCGAAACGUAUUCUCUCACUGAGGGACCCUUCCUCCAAAAUGUCCAAAUCAACUCCGGAUGUCAAGUCACGCAUAUUGCUGACCGACACUCCGGAGGAAAUUCGGGAUAAAAUCCGAAGUGCUGUGACGGACUCCAUCCAGGGCAUCACAUAUGACCCAGUCAACCGACCCGGGACGUCUAACCUCCUUACCAUCCUCGCCGCCUGCGAAGAGGCGGAUCCCGCGGAAGUAGCGCGCAGGUACUCGGGAAAGCAUCAUGGUCAUUUGAAGGCAGACGUAACAGAUGCGGUCGUCGAGAUGCUGAGACGCCCUCGUGCUGAGUUACUGAGGCUUAGAGAGGACCCGGGAUAUUUGGCGGACGUUGGCCGCGAGGGAGCCGAAAAGGCUAAGAUGCGAUCGCGUCCAACGAUGCAAAUCGUUCGGGAACGCCUGGGAUUGUUAUGAUAGUUUAUGACCCAAUAUAUUGAUAUUGGUUCUCCAGUACCAAACACCCGCGCGUCGUUAUCCUCCCUCGUUCAUCAAGGAUGGG
This is a messenger RNA of Gloeophyllum trabeum ATCC 11539, 1328 nucleotides long. RefSeq names its product tryptophanyl-tRNA synthetase. NCBI's taxonomy places the organism in Eukaryota, Fungi, Basidiomycota, Agaricomycetes, Gloeophyllales, Gloeophyllaceae. Gene Ontology annotation, molecular function: ATP binding; tryptophan-tRNA ligase activity. The coding region runs from base 26 to 1243 and encodes 405 amino acids. Gene Ontology annotation, biological process: mitochondrial tryptophanyl-tRNA aminoacylation. The transcript has 6 exons. The record is from RefSeq and is a predicted model, not a curated record. Gene Ontology annotation, cellular component: mitochondrion; mitochondrial matrix.